CUGUCACUCGAUCAAAAUCUUUCUUGUUCAGCCAACACGGCACGCGCGACCUCGUGUGUUUUCUCUGUGCGGACGAAAAUCAGUGAUUUUUUAUUGAUUUUUCCCUCAACCUAGCUGAGGAACAUCGGCCAUUCUGUAGCCACUCGUCCACUCCAUCUGUAGUGUCUAUUGUUUUCCGUUUUCAAUCGCAUUUUGACGAGAUCAAUACUGCAACAGGAAAAAAUGGCUUCCCCACUAGCGUACGAGAAACACUGGGCGGAUAAGUCCAACCUGGACAGUGCCGAGAAGAAGUACUACGAGUACCUGGCCCAGCUUUCACAAGGGAAAAAACCUGAAUGUCCUAAUGUAGCUCAAAAGAAGGCGGCAGCCCCGGUCGCUCAGUUCAAAGCAGCGACCACCCCCAGCAAGAAAGAACAAUCUUCGCCGAAAGCGGCCACAACUGUUAGUGCUGCACCCGCAGCGGCAGCCCCCGAAUCUGACCAGAACAAGGUAAAGAAGGAUAAAAAGAAGAACAAGAAAAACAAGAAGGAUGCUUCCCAAUCUCCUGAUCCUGCUUCCUCCUCUGCAAGCGAACCGGCAAAGGAACUCCCGAAAGCAGCAGCACCACAAACUCCGGUACUAGCCGCUGCAAACGAUGAUGCUUCCAAAGACCAAAACAAAAAGAAGGCUAAGAAAAACAAGAAGGGAAAAUCCGGCCAGGAAACUGCAGCAGCCGCUAACGAAACAUCUGCUUUCGUUCACAACCAUCAUACUAACAAUAAGCUACUACUAACCGAGAAGGAAAACGCCAAAAAUCUGAAGGAAAAGGAAAACCUAGCGCAUAAGUUGUGCGAUAAUAUUACCGAGGAGUUGAGCAAGAUGGGUUCCUUCCCGGCACAGUGCACCCUGGCAUCGGAGAUCUCCAAGGCCAGACAGCACAUCAAGAAUUCUCUUGAGCGAAUGGAUGGAAUUGCCGCCCUGGCCGCAAGCCCCAGUGCCGAAUUGCUGGAUCGUUUGUCUACCAUGGAGAAGGAGAACGAGAAAUUGCACUCUGUAAUCGAUGGUUUGAACAAUCUGGUGAUUGACUUGCACGCGCGUGUCAAGGCACUGGAAUCUGGAUCUGUAGCCCCUGCCACGAAAUCCGCCGCAGUCCCAGCACCCAAACCUGCCCCAGCCCCAGCCGCCGCCGAUGAGGAAGACGACGAUGACGUCGACCUGUUCGGUUCGGAGGACGAAGACGAGGACAAGGCUGCCGCUGAACUGCGCGAGAAACGCCUCGCCGAAUACGCCGCCAAGAAGUCCAAGAAACCUGCCCUCAUCGCUAAGUCGAACGUCAUCUUGGACAUCAAGCCCUGGGACGAUGAAACCGACAUGAAGCUGAUGGAGACAGAGGUCCGAAAGAUUACCAUGGAUGGACUCUUGCUGGGAGCCUCGAAGUUGGUGCCAUUGGCUUACGGAAUCCACAAGCUGCAGCUGAGCUGCGUCAUCGAAGACGACAAGGUGUCCGUCGAUGAACUGCAGGAAAAGAUCGAACUUAUCGAGGACUAUGUUCAGAGUGUGGACAUUGCCGCGUUCAACAAGAUCUAAGAAUGCUCACCAACCUCAACUUAUCUAGCGUACACACUGCGUAAUCAUCUAUCACACCCUUCCUUUCAAAUUGAAAGUUUUUCAAUAUAAUUAAAUGCGUUUGACUUGAAUAACAACAACAACAACAACAACAACAAACUAUUGUAAUCAGCAAGACUAUGGACAACGUCAAUGUUCAAAAUAAAAUAACGAAACAUGGACUCUUA
Molecule: messenger RNA, 1772 nt
Organism: Aedes albopictus (Asian tiger mosquito)
Lineage: Eukaryota; Metazoa; Arthropoda; Insecta; Diptera; Culicidae
Product: probable elongation factor 1-delta
Exons: 5
Coding region: 223-1566 (447 amino acids)
Biological process (GO): translational elongation
Cellular component (GO): eukaryotic translation elongation factor 1 complex; cytosol
Molecular function (GO): guanyl-nucleotide exchange factor activity; translation elongation factor activity
Source: RefSeq, a predicted model, not a curated record